UUCCAAAUCAGCGUCGCAUUUCAGUUCGCUACUAUUUUUUUCGUGAAUCGGUUCAUGCAGUUUCGGUGAUUUUUUGUUUUGUUUUCGGGGGAAGCGUGUUCUAUUAUCCUGUUUUAAACUAGAACAGGAUGCACAUAAACCAAAAAUGAGUGUUUGAAACCAAAAAGUUGCGGUGAAAAAAAACUUAUCAGUUUCUAAAAAUCCACAUCCCAGAAAGGAUCCACAGUGGCAAGGUCAAACUAUUCUGCAUACAUUCAAUUGUGUGAUCUUUGAUACCAGUGCCCGAAAUGAGGAGUACUGUUGUAUUACUCACAUUGGUGGCCUCAUGUUACGCAGACAUUUCCACACUGCUUCGUGGGGGAUACUCACGAAAUGAUAUCUCCUUCGAUGGUUACCAUUACGACAAACCAAAGGUACCAUUCGAAACACCAACUCGCCCGCCGCCGCCGCCACCUCCUACGACGGAGAAAAAAUGUGCCAUAGGCGCUCAGAAUCCCGAUGGUAGCUGUGACUACCCAAAGCCAGCGCAAAGCUUCACUAUUCCUCAACGGCAAACAACUACAACCACCAGACCAACCACAACGACUACUCGUCGUACUACUACGACUACACGAAGAACAACUCCUGCUGUGGAAUACCUACUACCGACGACAACUACUAAGCGGACAACACCGACCACAACUACAACGACUACGCGAAGGACAACCACUACUGCGCGACCCACAACUAGGAAGCCGGAUUGCCCGCCAUCAUCUAGGAACCCAGAUGGAAGUUGUGGAUAUUCCUAUCCAAAACCCGAGCAGUCAUUUACGAUUCCACAGCGUGAAACGACGACAACGAGAAGGACGACGCCUACUACAACCACAAGGCUUACCACAACCACAACUCCCAGACCCACGACUAGAACCACGCGUCCAACAACGACAACUCGUCGAAUAACUACGACUCAAAGGAUAAUUCAAACAACGAACUGUGCACCAUCUCAGCAAAAUCCGGAUGGAUCUUGUGGAUACUUCUACCAGAAACCCGAACAAAGUUUCACACUUCCUCAAAAAGUAUCAACACGUUAUACUACUACAACCACUCGCCGAACUACUCCACCUGUGGAGUAUCUACCACCAAAAUCAACAACUACAACACCAAGACCGACCACAACUACUAGAAGAACAACCACGACUACUCGCCCCUCAACGACAACGCAGCGAUUGAUCCAGACCACCAAGUGUGCUCCAUCACAACAGAACCCUGAUGGAUCUUGUGGAUACUUCUACCAGAAACCGGAACAAAGUUUCACACUGCCACAAAAAGUAAGCACCACAACAACUACGAGAAGAACAACAACAACCGUAAGAACUACUACUCGGCCAACAACUACCACCACCCGUCGAACGACGCCUGCACAGGAGUAUUUGCCACCAUCGACAACGGCUAGAACUACAACGCGUCCCACCACGACCACUACGAGACGUACAACUACAACCACGCGUCCACCGACAACGACAACAAGGAGAAUAAUUCAGACUACGAAAUGCCCUCAAUCCCAACAAAACCCUGAUGGUUCUUGUGGAUAUUUCUAUGAAAAACCGGAGCAAAGCUUUACGCUCCCUCAAAAAGUAAGCACAACAACAACCACCCGUACGACAACUCGUCGAACAACUCCAGUGCAGGAAUACCUACCACCACCAACAACUACUAGAACAACCACCAGGCCUACAACAACUACGACAAGACCAACGACCACUACAACGCGACGUACCACUCCCUCUCAGGAGUAUCUGCCACCGUCGACCACUACAAGAACUACGACACGUCCUACCACAACAACCACACGCCCACCGACGACGACUCAACGUAUAAUUCAGACCACCAAAUGUGCUCCUUCGCAACAAAACCCCGAUGGUUCAUGUGGAUAUUUCUACGAGAAACCAGAGCAAACCUUUACGAUUCCUCAAAAAGUAAGCACUACUACAACUACCCGAACGACAGCGCGUCGUACAACUCCAGCGCAGGAGUAUCUUCCGCCAUCAACAACCACCAGGACAACCACAAGGCCAACAACGACCACGACAAGGAGAACUACUACGACCACAAGGCCAACAACAACAACUGUUAGAACAACUACCAGGCCAACAACCACUGCAACGCGACGUACCACUCCAGCUCAGGAAUAUCUGCCCCCUUCGACCACUACGAGGACAACGACGCGUCCUACCACAACCACUACGAGACGUACGACAACAACCACACGCCCACCGACAACGACUCAACGUAUAAUUCAGACCACCAAAUGUGCUCCUUCGCAACAAAACCCCGAUGGUUCAUGUGGAUAUUUCUACGAGAAACCAGAGCAAACCUUUACGAUUCCUCAAAAAGUAAGCACUACUACAACUACCCGAACGACAACGCGUCGUACAACUCCAGCGCAGGAGUAUCUUCCGCCAUCAACAACCACCAGGACAACCACAAGGCCAACAACGACCACGACAAGGAGAACUACUACGACCACAAGGCCAACAACAACAACUGUUAGAACAACUACCAGGCCAACAACCACUGCAACGCGACGUACCACUCCAGCUCAGGAAUAUCUGCCCCCUUCGACCACUACGAGGACAACGACGCGUCCUACCACAACCACUACAAGACGUACGACAACAACCACACGCCCACCGACAACGACUCAGCGUAUAAUUCAGACCACCAAAUGUGCUCCUUCGCAACAAAACCCCGAUGGUUCUUGUGGAUAUUUCUAUGAGAAACCGGAGCAAAGUUUUACGCUUCCUCAAAAAGUAAGCACAACUACAACUACCCGAACGACAGCCCGUCGAACGACUCCAGCGCAAGAAUAUCUUCCCCCAUCAACAACCACCAGGACAACCACAAGGCCUACAACAACUACGACAAGGAGAACUACAACGACUACAAGGCCAACAACAACAACAACUACCAGGACAACAACCACUACAACGCGACGUACCACUCCCGCUCAGGAAUAUCUACCCCCUUCGACCACUACGAGAACAACGACGCGUCCUACCACAACCACUACGAGACGUACGACAACAACCACACGUCCACCGACGACGACUCAACGUAUAAUCCAGACCACCAAAUGUGCUCCUUCAAAUCAAAACCCUGAUGGUUCAUGUGGAUAUAUUUAUCAGAAACCAGAGCAAAGCUUCACGCUUCCUCAAAAAGUAAGCACUACUACAACUACCCGAACGACAACACGUCGAACGACUCCAGCGCUGGAAUACCUACCACCAUCGACGACCGCCAGGAUAACCACAAGGCCUACAACCACUACCACAAGGCAAACUACUACAACUACAAGACCUACAACAACAACUGUCAGAACUACGAGGCCAACAACUACAGUUCCUCGUCGAACUACUCCUGCUCAGGAAUAUCUACCGCCAUCAACAACAAGGAGAACAACCAUAACAACGACUCGCCCAACCACAACAACACGUAGAACAACCACGACCACUCAAAGAAUCAUACCGACCACAAAGUGUCCACCAGACCAACAAAACCCUGAUGGAUCCUGUGGUUACGUAUACGAAAAACCUGAACAAAGCUUCACGCUUCCUCAAAAAGUAAGCACAACCCGGACUACCCCCACAACUACCAGAACCACAACCCGUCAAACCACGCCGGCCCAAGAAUAUCUUCCACCUUCCACGACCCGGCAAACCACCACUCGGCCAACGACUACUACAACCCGGCCACGGCCUACCACAGCUGCUCCAGAAUAUUUGCCUCCAGAGCAAAGCACCGGUUAUUCUUAUCCGAAACCUGCCAUACCAUUCAACUUUUAACAACUACCAAAAGCCAACUAAUAACUGAUCAAGUUUAGGAACAAUACGCUCCAACAGCCAUUAUCUUGUACAUAAGUAGGACUAUUUAGUAUUAGAUAUUGUUUUCGCCUUACUUUUUCUAAAAAAAAACUAUCUUUCUAGUGCUUUUCUUUGAACUUUUGCUACAAAGCGGUUUAUAUUUAGUGUCACGAGACAGUCACAUCGUCUUUUUUCAUAAAAAGUUCUAAGCAAGGGCAGAUGCGUUUCUAGUACAAACAAAUUUUCUUGUGCGUUAGAUGUUAUAAAGAGAGAUCCAUAGAAUGAACCUCAACACUGCCCUACAUACUGCACAAAACUGUACUGUUGACUUGACUACAUUACAUGCAAGCUAUAGUUUGUAAGUUUUCGUUCACGGCUGAUGACUACGGCAAAGGCGGGGCAGCUAAGACGACGAUGGGAACGAACGACAAACGUCAGAAGAUGAUAAGAUUCAUAUGACGUUCGUAAUGAUGAUGCUUGGUAAAAGGACGUCCGCAUAGUUGUUGUUUUUAGGCACAGUAACUCGUUACCAAGCAGCAAUGCUACAAAAUAAUACUCAAUAGCAAUAGUUAUAAAAAAAUUAUUUCGACCUUGUAGUGUUGAACACCGGUGUGGACGAAAAAGCGGCAACGACGAAGAUACAUUUUAGUAAAUAAAAAAUUUUAGUAAAUAAAAUAAAGAAUUAUUAA
This is a messenger RNA of Wyeomyia smithii (pitcher-plant mosquito), 4528 nucleotides long. RefSeq names its product mucin-2-like. Bases 288 to 3821 code for a protein of 1177 amino acids. The record is from RefSeq and is a predicted model, not a curated record. Lineage: Eukaryota; Metazoa; Arthropoda; Insecta; Diptera; Culicidae. The transcript is spliced from 15 exons.